GAAGGAGGUCAAUGGUCAGAAAGCAGCAGAAGUCACUUGUUCUCGAGUUCUGCUAAUGAACAGAUACACACACACACACAAACACAAACACACACACACAUACAAACAUGCACCAACUGAAAACACUGUCAGACACAAUGCGAAACCACAGACAAUGACAUGCAGCUGAAUAACAGGAACAGACCAGACUACUAACCAGAUAGAAAGAGAGAGACAGGCCAGAGGAUUAAUCAUUUACCAGACAUCUUAAAUGUGGACUGAGUUGUGUUUAUGGAGACUGAGUGACAGGGAGUGAGUUGGUGUGUUGGUGACUGGAAGCGACUGUAGAGAGGAGGACCACAGAAGUGUGUUGAUGAUGAGGGAGAGUCGCCACGAGACUGAGAACAUGAUGAGGAGAUUCAUAUCUGUCAGCCAUGUCCUUCUAUGUGCUGGAGUCUGUGUGACAUCAGAGGUAAUAACAAGAAGAGGUCAAGAAGGAGGAUCAACUAGUAUUGAGUGUCCUUAUGACCAGGGAUGGGAGACAUAUCCAAAGUACUUCUAUAAGGGGAUCUGGGCACACAAAGUUCCUGUCAUCCAAAGUAAUCAGCCGUCAUCAUGGACUUCUAAUGGUAGAUACUCUCUGUAUGACGACAGAAAGAGAAGAGUCUUCACUGUGAUCAUCAGUAACCUGACACUACAGGACACUGAUACAUACUGGUGUUUCAUAGACGGGUGGGGUUCAGAUCACCAAACUGAAGUAAAUCUCACUGUGGACCAAGAAUCUUCUCCUACUCCCUCCAGACCUAUACUCAUGGCAACUGACUCUUCCCACUCCGCUACAGGUAAUCUGGUGUAUUCUGGUGUUGGUCUGGUUCUGGUUCUGCUUCUUCUGGGUCUGCUGCUCUUCAUAUUCUUCAGAAAGAGAAGACAGAGAGCGAAGAGAUCCACAGUAUCCAAAAACUCUGCAAGAACAUUGGUUCCUGACUCCACAACAGCCAACCAGGAUCCACACCUGGUCACCAACCCCACCUACUGCACAGAGACCAAUCAGAACCCAGAUACACAUGACAUCAUGACCGACUAUGCCACAUCAACCAGUCAGCAUCCAGAUCUGAACAUCUACUCCAACAUUGAUUCUUCUACAGUGGCUCAGAGCAGUGUGAACUAUGAUCCUGUUAACCUCCCCAUGGAUCCAUCCUAUCUCCAUUAUGCUGUGGUCUCCUUCAGUAAGGACUCUGAUUCCCUUGACCUCCCAGAUCCUCAACAUUCAACUGUCGAUGUCUCAUUGAUGUACUCAGCCAUCAAUCACUUCAAAAUGUAGUAUUUUGCUUUCUCUUAUAUAAAUGGCCAGUAUGCUCAUUCAUUCAGUAAUUUGAUUGUUCUCUUGUUCACGUUCUCCAUGUUAACUUUUAAUAAUUUGUUCUACACAUAACUGACCUCUCCUCCCUGUCCUCAAAAUCAAACACUAAACUUUGACCUCAUUAAAUUCUCACUAUGUACUGCUAAGCUGUGAAAGACACCUUGGUCUCGGUCGCUUCUCCGCAUGAAUAAAAGUAAAUGCUUCUUUUGGAGGUGUAGUCUCUGUGUUU
Messenger RNA from Esox lucius (northern pike), 1568 nucleotides. Its product is annotated as CMRF35-like molecule 4. The transcript is spliced from 5 exons. The record is from RefSeq and is a predicted model, not a curated record. Bases 353 to 1300 code for a protein of 315 amino acids. NCBI's taxonomy places the organism in Eukaryota, Metazoa, Chordata, Actinopteri, Esociformes, Esocidae.